Fonticula alba is the source of this 270-nucleotide messenger RNA. RefSeq lists its product as hypothetical. Bases 1 to 270 code for a protein of 89 amino acids. The transcript has 2 exons. The record is from RefSeq and is a predicted model, not a curated record. NCBI's taxonomy places the organism in Eukaryota, Rotosphaerida, Fonticulaceae.
AUGUUCGGCUUUCUCGGUGUUUGGGUCCUAUGGAUAGGCCUCUUUUUCGCCGGCCGCUGGCUCUUUGGUGCGCUCUUCCUCCAGCAACAGGCAGCCCAAGCGCAGGCGCAGGCGCAGGCGCAGGCACAGACAGCAUCCCAGGCACCGGCUCAGCCCGCCGACACCAACACCACCGACACUGGGUCGCCCACGCCGGCCCCGGUGCCCGGCUCCCCGGCCGUUGGUGGCAGCCGCGAGAGUAAUUCCGUGGCCGAAUCCCAGGCCGUCUAG